GCCGCCCGCCGCCGCCGCCGCCGCUGCCCGGUGCCCGGUACCCGCCGCCGCCGCCGCCGCCUCGCCCGGGCCGGGAGGGCGCAGGGGCCGGGCGGGGGGCCGGGCUGGGGCGCCGCAGUUGCGAAACUCGUGCUGAUCGCCCGUCGUGGCGCCUACCUCACUCCUCCCAGCGGACAGACAGACGAGAGGACGGACGACUGAGCCCACAGCUGCUGCCCAGGUGCCGCCCCCGCGCGCCCUCAGCCAUGCCCUGAGCGCCUGAUGAGCACCUCGGGGCCCCCGGGCCACGGCGGGCGCCAUGGAGCUCAAAGUCUGGGUGGACGGAGUCCAGAGGAUCGUGUGUGGCGUCACCGAGGUCACCACCUGCCAGGAGGUCGUGAUCGCCUUGGCCCAGGCCAUCGGCCGCACCGGGCGCUACACGCUCAUUGAGAAGUGGAGAGACACCGAGAGGCACCUGGCGCCCCACGAGAACCCCGUCAUCUCCUUGAACAAAUGGGGGCAGUACGCGAGCGACGUGCAGCUCAUCCUGCGCCGCACGGGGCCCUCCCUCAGCGAGCGGCCCACCUCCGACAGCGGGGCCCGCGCCCCCGAGCGGACCUUGCACCGGCAGAGCCUGCCCCCCUUGGCCAAGCUGCGGCCCCCGGCGGACAAGGCCCUCCGCAGGCGCGAGCCCAAGAGGAAGUCGCUGACGUUCACGGGGGGCGCCAAGGGGCUGAUGGACAUCUUCGGGAAGGGCAGGGAGGCGGAGGCCAAGCAGAAGGCGCCGGGCGGCCGCAGGGCCACCGCCGAGGAGCUGCGGAAGCUGGUCCGCCUGCAGACGGAGAAGCUGCAGGCCAUCGAGCGGGAGCUGGAGUCCAGCGACCUGGAGAUCCGCUUCUGGGAGCAGAAGCACAGCCCGAGCCUGGAGGAGGAGAUCGUGCGGCUGGAGCAGAAGAUCAAGCGGAACGACGUCGAGAUCGAGGAGGAGGAGUUCUGGGAGAACGAGCUGCAGAUCGAGCAGGAGAACGAGAAGCAGCUGAAGGACCAGCUGCGGGAGAUCCGGCAGAAGGUGGCCGAGUGCGAGGGCCGGCUGCAGGACUACGGCGCGCAGAUCCACACCAUGGAGAGCGGGCUCGAGGCCGAGAAGCUGCAGCGCGAGGGCCGGGGGGCGCAGGCCGACGAGGAGGAGGUGCGGGGCAAGAUCGGCAAGGUCAAGGGCGAGAUCAGCGUCCAGGGCCAGCAGAGCCUGCGGCUGGAGAACGGCAUCCGGGCCGUGGAGCGCUCGCUGGGGCAGGCCGCUAAGCGGCUGCAGGACAAAGAGCAGGAGCUGGAGCAGCUGACCAGAGAGCUCCGGCAGGUCAACCUGCAGCAGUUCAUCCAGCAGACGGGGACCAAGGUGACCGUCCUGCCCGCAGAGCCCUCGGACGGGCACGCGCCCCACGCCGACCUGCAGCGGGAGGCCCCCUUCCAGUCGGGCUCCCUGAAGCGGCCCGGCACGGCCCGGCAGCUCCCCAGCGACCUGCGCCUGCUGCAGAGCCCCGUGGCCGCCGGCUUCAACCCCGAGGGCAUCUACGUCUAGCCGCGCCCGAGCCCCGCGCGCUGAGCAGAGCCCGGGGGGCCCCAGCCGCAGCCUCGGUUUCCCUGGGGGACACCGGAGCUCCAGGGAGGCGUUCCUACCGCGUGCAUCCGUCAAUAAAGCCGCGACUUGGGAGGAAAGAGCGCGCGCGGCCGGUGAGCUUCCUUCCCUCCCCGCUGUGCCCGCCCGCGGCCGGCGUGUCUGCCCAGCCCCUGCGUGGGCACCGCGGCCACAGGAGCCGCCCGCCCGGCCCCGCCGUCCUGCCUGCUGUGUGGCAGGAGUUUCAGGUCCUCUCGGACGCCGGGUGCACCGAGUCUGCACGGUAACUCCGGAGCCAGGGCUGCGGGCGUGGGAGAGGUGCCCCCUGCCACCGGGCAUGCAGCCGCCACCCCCGCCCGGCUACGUGCCGCCCAGAGGUCCCCACGGCCGGCCAAGGUGGCGCUGUGCCCGCCACCGCCCGAGUCUCUGAGUCUCUGGAGGCCCCGAGGGUGGCGGGGGUCCGGCCCCCCCAGGAGAGCCAGGGUCCGGGCGCCUUUCUGCUCGGGCCGCUGGCGGGAGUCUCCACCGUCGUCUCUUUCCCUUGUGAAACCAAAAAUGCGUCACCCCCAGCACCCCCCUCUCCAGGUGCUCCCCGGGGCGGGGGUCUCGGCAGAGCUGGACCCUCAGAGCCAUGUCCGCCCUCUCUGCCCAGCACAGGGGCAUCGACGUGAGAUCAAAAGCAGUGUUUAAUUCUACAAGAACAAACAAAAAAAAAUAUGCGUGAUUUGUAUUAUUUCCAUACGUGCAACAAAGCAAACGUGGGUUUGUAUGUUGAUGCCGUGGUCACACUAAGAGAUCACCUUGUGCAUGGGAGCGCCUCCGGACGUUUCUAAGACGUUUGGCUUAUUUUUGGAGUAAUGAAUGCUGAGAAUGCUGCUAUAUUUAGAUUUUUCAGUGAGAAAUUUCAAGAAUGGCUGUGAAAAUAGAAGCUUCUAGAACACUGAAAGUGAUAAUGCAGAGUUGCCUUUUCUAGUCUAGCUACAUGGCAGACCUCAACUAAAGAUACUGUUUCCUUUGGGUUCUUGGAGUUACUGAGUUGGCUUUGCCAUUAUGUUAUUCUUCAGAUAACCUGACCUACGAACGAGUCUUACUAAGUAACCACAACCUAUAUAUAUUUGCUCUCAAUUUAUAAUAGUACUUUCAUACCUACAUACUGUAAAGUUAAGAAAAUUUAAAAGAACUGAUUUGUAGUUUUGUGACGACAAUAAUUGAAUGCCCAAUAUAUGCCUUACUUUUAAAGGGUUCCAUCCUGUCCUGAGUUAUUUUCUUACUGUUGUUCAGAGAAAUUGGGAUCUAUUGACAAAAUAUUUUAUAAAUCGAUCGCAUUCUAUUUAAAUGCAAAUGUUCAACUGAAGCUGCGUCGAGCUUGGCCCGUGUGAAUCGCGACAAUGCCUUGGAGGACUGAGCACCACCACGGCAGCACCCGCCCUGCCGCCUGCCUCCGUCCCCCCGAGGUGAUGAGGGCUCACCUCCUCGUGCCCCCCACAGGCUCGAGUCCCCCGGCUCCUCUCCACGAAACGGACUGCAGACGGCACGUCACCUUCUAAGGGAGAAGCUUCUGGAAAUGUGGACGUCUUCAUUGAGCAGCUGCACCCGCGGACCCACCCCGCUCCUUCUGAAAACACGUCUUGAGAAAUAUUCUCUGAGUCUCUUUCUUAAACAUAGGGAAGGAGAGUCCGGGGGUAGAACACCUUACAGCCGUCUCGGGGUGGGGUGGAGGGGUCGUACAGCAGGGAGGGCACUCGGCACAGUGCAGCCAGCCCCGUGCAGCCAGCCCCGUGCGUGCGUCCUGAGCACCAAGUCCCUGCGCACCGCCCCGUGAACUCACAGAGACACGAGUCUCUCUCCCGCUGUCUCCCCCAUCGGGAAUCUUGGCCGGGCGAGCUGCCACGUCUCUGGGUGCGUUUGGAUGACAGCGGACGGCGUCGCGUCUGAGGGAAUAAUAUAAAUUCUGGUUAUUAGAUUAUAAGGGUUUUUUUUUUGUUGGGGUUUUUAGGUUUGUUUUUUAAGGACACCCACGUUUUUUUCUCCUUUCCCUCCCUCCCCCCUUUAAUAUCUACCAGUAUUAACGCCAUCGGGAAAUGAUUAUCUUACCAGGAACUGGCGGGAAGUGACAGAUUCAUUAACUCCCCGAGUUCAGAUGAGAAGCUCGCGCUGAAACCCGGGGCGGGGUGGACUCGAGAGCAGGAACCGGGUCGCGCUCAGUCCCAGAGCGGGAAUGAAGUCCUGCCUGUGCUCAGAGACGUUUCUCUCGGUGCGUGAGAGCAGAGUAGUCCCUCAGGAACACUCUCGAGCACUGUCCCCGUGGGCUGAGGAGAUGGCGUGGAGGAGGCCGGGCGCCUUGCUCUGGGGUGUGCGGGCCUGCGCAGACGCCGGGCCUGGGGCGACGUCCUGAACUUUGGGGUCAGCGUCCCAGGAGACAGUCAGUGAGUGCUGCACCCGCAGCAGCUGUGAGCCUUGGGCCAGGCCCGCGUCAGGCCCCCGGCCCCUGCCCUCGGCCGGGCUAGGGCCCAACGCAGUUUUUAUAUUCUCAGAAACCAAAUAAACGCAGAGGAUUAUUUAGUAUACCGAUGUUAAACCAGCAGACUAUAGAGGCAAUAAAGUACCUACAUAUCUAUGGGGGGGGGGUUACAGCCAGGCUGGGGCGGGAGCUGGCCGCCCCGCGGACACAGACGGCGGGCGUGUCUCCUGCAGUGACACCCUGCGCUGGGCCGAUGGCCUGUGACCUGUGUGACAUGUAAUUACUCUCCUGCUUUCGUUUCAAAUGUGUAUUUUGUGAUGAUCACCGCGAGCCACACGGCCAAGGCUGGAUAUCCUCACAGACAAUAAAUGUUCAGGAUUCACGGGG
Sorex araneus (European shrew) is the source of this 4442-nucleotide messenger RNA. RefSeq names its product Ras association domain family member 8 (gene RASSF8). The transcript has 6 exons. Bases 299 to 1558 code for a protein of 419 amino acids. Lineage: Eukaryota; Metazoa; Chordata; Mammalia; Eulipotyphla; Soricidae. The record is from RefSeq and is a predicted model, not a curated record. Gene Ontology annotation, biological process: signal transduction.